UAUUUUUACACUUCUCUCGUGAACAAAGAGUUGCAGAUGCAGAUUCUGGUAAGGAUGCAGUGAAGGAGAAAGCCCUGAAUUUCUGAUAUAUGUGCAACAUCGGGCACCUAACAUCCACUGCUGAAGCACAGCAGCUCCAGCUCCAUGCAGUGCUCACAGCUGGUGCAGCCCUUGGCUCUAGGGGCUGAAUAGUGCUAGGACGCAUGAAGUUCCAUAUCUUUUACACUGAUAAUGGUCCAAUCCCUGGAAUGGAUCCCCACCCUUGGAGGUACCCAAGGCCAGGUUGGCUGGGGCUCUGAGCAGCCUGAUGUGGUGGUGAGUAACCAGCCCAUGGCACGAGCUGGAAGCUGAUGAUCUUUAAGGUCCCUUCCAACCUAAGCCAUUCUAUGAUUCUAGAAUGUGAAUGUGUAUUGCAGAGGCAAUGUUUUAAAGUUAUAAAUGUUUUCUCCCCUUCCUUGUUUGUCGAAGUUAUCUUGAUAGCCUUAUCAAUGCUUUUGGAGUCUCCAGUCAUUUUUCUUACAACAAAAAGAGGAGGAAGAAUGAAGGGAAUCAUUUGAUUUCUUGAUUGAAUAGUAGGAUUCAGAAAGCAGUAUGUAAUAUUGUCUUUUUGUAUUGAGCUGUAAGGUUUCUCAUCAUUUAUCAGCAUGGUACAUAUCAGCACUUUUCCAUCUGAUGUGAAGAAAAUCCUUAUCGUCUACAGUCUCUGUACCUAAACAUCACUCAGACUCUUUACCAAAAAAGCUAUAGGUUUCAAAACUACAUCUGCUGAUAAUUUGCCUUGUUUUAGCUCUACUUCCAUAUGCUGCAUUUGUAAGAGGUGCGUGGAUGGGCCUAAACUCUCUGUUGCUGAGCUUGAUGGGUGUUUAAGAAUGAUGUACUGAUUGCUGAAAUUGUUUUCAUUUCAGAGGAAUGUUUUAGUGGCAUUGUUUUUAUAACUAUAUAUUCCUCGGAUAAAUGAAAUCCAGAAAUAAUUAUGCAAACUCAUUGCAUCCGUUGCACAGGUCUCUAACUGCUAGCAAAGGAAAUAGUUUGGGGAUGGCAAAAACAUUCCCUCAGACAUCUAUAUUUAAAGGAAUAUAAUCCUGGUACCCACCCACUUCAUCCCUCAUUAUGUUCACACUCAGAGAUAUUCAUUCUCUUGUUGUUAUCAUUUGAUACCGUUUUCUUUGGUUCUUUGCCACACUCUGGGCUCUGGCUGCAUGCUCUGCACUGAUUGGAAAGUAGAUGUGAGUGAAGCAGCAGUGAGAGGGGCUGCCCCAGCUGGCACCCAGCUGCUCAGCCUAGGAGGGGACUCUGCAUUUCCACCAGCUGAGGUGCAGCCCUACAAGCUCACAUGUGCUGUGAGUCAGUGAACAAAGGGAUUCCUCACGGUUUAUUUCUUGCUGCCUAGUUUUCAUUCAUAGAAGCAAAACUUUACUUUCAUUCAGUCCCCUUGAAGAAUGAGGAAUUUUUGGAAAUGGGUGGCUUUAAACUCUUUUUCUUUCUUCCCUUUAAGGCUCAGUCGGGGGCCAUUGCUGAGGAUGGCAUCGAGGACCCUGGACCAGAUCUGUGGCACAGAUGGUUUCACUUCAUCAAUGGAUGUGGGAUCUGCGCCUGCAACGUGUCAUUCUGAUGGAAGGAAUGUGCCUUCCAAGUCCCAGCCCCUCAGCCCCCAGCCCCUCCCUGUGCUGCUCCAAUUCAUCAGCCUUUCCUCCUCCUCCCCUUGCUGUUGGUGCUCGGGUGGAAAUCAUGAAGAUUUAGAAGAGAAAACAAAUCAGCUGGAGUGGAAGCCCAGAUGACGCAGCUCAUUCAGCUGUAAUGGGUUUGUCGUUGCUAUAGGUGUGUAUCAGAGAUGCUAACACCACUUCACUGUCGGUGAUUAACACGGGUGAACUCUCCUUCACUCGCAUCAUUUGCAGGCCUUAUUUACAUUCCCAGCAUCCAUCACCCUCUGAGAAAACGGGCACACUGGAUCUCUAAUGGAAGACUUUCCCUCUUUUAGAGCAUGUGGGACGUGCAGUGACAAGAAAUGCGGAGGGGCUGAGCAGCAGCACUGCCCCCAGGGAGCAGGAGCGGAUGCCAUUGGUGGCAGCAUCCCAAAUGAUGUCAGCGGAUGCUGAGCAGGCAGCGGACGGAUGGACAGAAGCGAUGCGUGCACCUUCUGUUGACAUUUUAUUUGGCAGCGAUUUAACGCUAGCUUCCUAGUACUGCUAUUCUCCACAGGCUGCAUUCAAAUGUAUGAAGGGAAGGGAGGCAAAAAGAUGCAAAAUCCGAGACGUGCGGCAGAAAUAUUUCUUCUCUAUGGAAGCGUGCACAAACAACCGUCCCCAGCAGCAUCAGAAGAGCACAGCAUAACCUUUUCCGAGACCAGAAAAGGAAAUUCACAAAGCCUCUGUGGAUACCAGCACGUUCAGCUCUCCUGAUAGCAGAUUUUUUGUCAGGUUGCAAAUGGUGUAUGGUGCCAGGAGGUGCAGGGACCAUAUGAUCAUAUACAGCACAGCAGUCAUCGCGCAUGUAUUAAUAUAUUAAGCAGCCUCGGGGGACCAUCUCAGGAGCAGAGCACCGGCAGCCGCCUGCAGACCCGGGCAGUACCUCACUAUGGCCAUGGCAGGCAUCUUCGUGCUGUUCUCUUUUGCGCUUUGUGGCUUCCUCCCAGAUGCUGCCUUUGGUGUUGAGGUGGACUGCAGUAGGUUUCCCAACACUACAAAUGAGGAAGGCAAAGACGUAUUGGUCUGCACUGAGGACCUCCGCCCCAUCUGUGGAACUGAUGGAGUCACUUACAGCAACGAGUGCUUGCUGUGUGCCUACAACAUAGAAUAUGGAACCAAUAUCAGCAAAGAGCACGAUGGAGAAUGCAGGGAAGCUGUUCCUAUGGACUGCAGCAGGUAUCCCAACACGACAAAUGAGGAAGGCAAAGUGAUGAUCCUCUGCAACAAGGCCUUCAACCCUGUCUGUGGUACUGAUGGAGUCACCUACGACAAUGAGUGUGUGCUGUGUGCCCACAACGUAGAGCAGGGGACCAGCGUUGGCAAGAAGCAUGAUGGUGGAUGUAGAAAGGAACUUGCUGCAGUGAGUGUUGACUGCAGCGAGUACCCUAAGCCUGCCUGUACGAUGGAAUACAGACCUCUCUGUGGCUCCGACAACAAAACAUAUGGCAACAAGUGCAACUUCUGCAAUGCAGUCGUGGAAAGCAACGGGACUCUCACUUUAAGCCAUUUUGGAAAAUGCUGAAUAUCAAUGCUGGGAGAAUUCACCACAGGAUCCCCACUGGCAAAUCCCAGCGAGAGGUCUCACCUCGGUUCAUCUCGCACUCUGGGGAGCUCAGCUCACUCCUGAUUUUCUUUCUCAAUAAACUAAAU
This is a messenger RNA of Lagopus muta (rock ptarmigan), 3338 nucleotides long. Its product is annotated as ovomucoid. NCBI's taxonomy places the organism in Eukaryota, Metazoa, Chordata, Aves, Galliformes, Phasianidae. Bases 2578 to 3210 code for a protein of 210 amino acids. Gene Ontology annotation, molecular function: protein binding; serine-type endopeptidase inhibitor activity. The record is from RefSeq and is a predicted model, not a curated record. The transcript is spliced from 9 exons.